Messenger RNA from Schistocerca cancellata (South American locust), 2127 nucleotides. RefSeq names its product GTPase Era, mitochondrial. Bases 179 to 1297 code for a protein of 372 amino acids. Gene Ontology annotation, biological process: ribosomal small subunit assembly. NCBI's taxonomy places the organism in Eukaryota, Metazoa, Arthropoda, Insecta, Orthoptera, Acrididae. Gene Ontology annotation, molecular function: GTP binding; rRNA binding; ribosomal small subunit binding. The transcript has 6 exons. Gene Ontology annotation, cellular component: mitochondrial matrix. The record is from RefSeq and is a predicted model, not a curated record.
GUUAUACACCUUUGGUUUGUUUGUAAACAUGGUAGCGUGGAAAAGCAUAAACAUAGUAUUACCAAAGAAAAUGUGUGGGUUAUGUUGGUGGCAACAUUUAUUACUUAGAAACGAGUGAGGUUUUAUAGUUUCCACGUUGAAAACUUGGGAAUCUUUAUAGUGUGCAAAAGUUGUUGCAAUGUUAAGCGGACAAGUAAAUUGUGCAAGGCUAACUCGUGCCUUAAAAACGGUAUUUAAGUUAACGCAAAGUGUUAAAAGACAGUUUUCUGAAAAUGCUGCGGCUUCGACUACAGUGUUUCAAGAGUCAAGACAUUUAGAAGAUUCUUCACACGACAAGUGUGAAGAAACGAAAUUAGUGAAAGUUGCUAUUAUCGGUGCACCCAAUGCUGGUAAAAGCAGUUUAAUCAAUCAGUUGACUGGCAGAAUGCUGUGUCCUGUAUCCAAGAAAGUGCACACGACAAGAUGUCGUGCUCGGGCUGUAUCAAUUCAAGACACCACUCAAAUAAUAUUUCUUGAUACACCUGGAUUGGUUACAGCUACAGAGAUGCAAAGGUUCAAUUUAGAAGAGUCAUUUCUACAAGAUAGUGAACUUGCAUUAAUGGAGGCAGACUUACUUGGAGUCAUACAUGAUGUUAGCAACCGUUGGACAUCUGGAUCCCUAGAUGCCAAAGUAUUGCGAUUACUUGAGCUAUAUCCUGAGAAAUCGUCGUUUUUGGUUCUUAAUAAGGUAGAUCUUGUGAAAAACAAACGAAAAUUGCUGGAGUUAGUGAGUGUGCUGACAGAUCACAAUCUGAGGAAAGAGACGAGGAAUCCAAAGAAAACUGAACAACUUUCUGAAGCUAAAGUCAAAGACAUUGUGAAAGAGAAAUCAGGAUGGGGAAACUUCAGUGAGGUGUUCAUAGUCUCAGCCCUUAGUGGAGACGGAGUUGAUAAAAUUAUGGACCAUAUUUUGAUGGCAGCUAAACCAGGAAAAUGGCUGUAUGCACCUUCACACACGUCUGAUGUUUCACCCAAUAAAUUAAUAGCACGGACAGUGAAAGCUAAACUGCUUGAGCACUUCCCUCAAGAAGUUCCGUAUAAUCUCAAAACAACAGUGGAAUAUUUAGAUGACAGUAACUCUGAUUUGAUAACAGCAGUAGUGGGAGUAUAUUGCCCAACUGCUCGAAUUCAGAAGCUUGUUAUUGGAACUAAAGGAAGAAAAAUCCAGAUGGUCGCAAGGGAAGCAGAAGUGGACUUGAGAAAUGCAUUUCAUCGAAGUGUUCACCUUAAAAUUGCUGUAUCGUCUCCAAAGAAAUAAAUGUAUUGUUUUGUUUACAAAACUUUGUCAUCUACUGCAUUGAUUUAGUUUGCGACAACUGUAGCUAUAAAGUGAGGAAGGAGAAACUACAAUAAUUUUUAAAACCAAAUCAGUUUCUAUUCCCAGUCAUCUUUCAGGCCUACCACUAAAAUAUUUUUCAGUAGCUACUCUGAGAAUAUUUUCAUUAGACAAGUAUUGUUAUUGUGGACUCUCUCUUGCUAAGCAGUGGUGCAAAAUAGUGAUGCAAAACCAUAUUUAGGUUGUAAUUUCAAGAACUCCCUCAUAGAAGGUUGUAUAUCACAAUUUCAGUUUUAACAGGAAGUAAAAAUAAUUGUUGGUUUCCAUUGGUAAUAUAUAUUUGUAUAUUUUAUUUCAUAUAUUUUAUUAUCUAUGAUCAGGUGAUAUAGUAUGUGUUAUAGAACAGCAACAAGUAUUUAGUGUACUUUACAAUAUUUAGAAAAUUAUCUUAAUUUUUAUGUAGCUUUCCAUGUACAGGAUGACAGUUAUUGAACUAUAUGCAAUAAAAUCGUGAUAAUUUCUGAAUGGUUUGCAUUAGGACAUUCAAACUGCAUGGUUGUCCACAGGGCAUGAUGGGAAUUAGUAUGUGCUGUAUGGUUUGGUUGAGUGACGAAGCCCACUUUCAUUUGGAUGGGUUUGUCAGUAAGCAAAAUUGGCAGAUGUGGGGGACUGAGAAUCUGCAUUUCAUUAUCGAAAAGUUUCUUCACCCUCAAGGGGUGACUGUGUGAUGUGCAAUGUCGUCAUGAAAUAGUCAGUGCAAUAUUCCUUGAUGGCACGGUGACUACUGAUCGGAAAGAUGUGCUUCAUGCAAG